This is a messenger RNA of Fopius arisanus, 1672 nucleotides long. Its product is annotated as tetraspanin-11. NCBI's taxonomy places the organism in Eukaryota, Metazoa, Arthropoda, Insecta, Hymenoptera, Braconidae. The transcript has 7 exons. The coding region runs from base 168 to 1178 and encodes 336 amino acids. The record is from RefSeq and is a predicted model, not a curated record. Gene Ontology annotation, cellular component: plasma membrane.
AGCCAUACGAAUCGCGGGGGAGCAGUUGUCUUUUCAUUCCUAGCAAUCACCUGGCACUGGUGAAACGUCUGUGUGUGCCUCUGAUAAUUAUUCUCCAAUUUAUUCAGUCUCUUUUGCGAUGUGAAGAUUUCCAGUGACAGUCUGCACAUGUUUUGUUUGUGCAAUUGAUGUUAUUUUGCGUUCAUCAGAAGACCAUGGAGAAGAAAACUCCGACGUUAUCCAGGACAUUCGUGUGCUGCUCCAAUUUCCUAUUCCUGGUAUCAGGAUUUGCAGUCAUGGCACUCGGUAUUUUACUCCUCAUCGAUAAUGAGCGAGUUCUUCUCUCCAGACUUGUUGGAUCCAGUGAUCUCCAUACCGAUCAACCCCUUUUCUAUUACAUGUCCUUUGCUGUUGUAGGGCUAGGUUUUGUUAUAGCAAUCACAGCACUCUUGGGGUGUUGGGCAUCUUGUUUUACCAGUCGCUGUCUCACUACUUGGUACAUACUGUCAUUAAUUUUCCUAUUACUGGGAAAAUUCGCCUGUUGUGUUGUGGCUGUAUUUUGGCCGCAUUUAUUGGGCAUUGAGAUUAGAGCUAGUAAAUUAGUUCGGGCUCUGCAACGAAAUUAUGCAUUACCUGGACGUGAACAAUUCACAGCAGCUCUAGACCUCGCGCAAACAGCAUUUUCCUGUUGCGGUAUCAACGGAAGCAGUAAUUAUGGUACGUCGUGGUGGCGACUACAGGAAGUCGGACGUCGGGAAUUGGUUGUACCCCUUACAUGCUGCACCCUUAACAAUACCCAAUUACCGGAUGCUUUUCUAAAUCCGCAACCCCAAGAUCUUCAGCUGUGUCAGACGUUAAAUCCUCUCGAACAUCAACGUGCACGUCAUAAUACGGGCUGCUUGGAGAUGAUAGAAAAGUGGACGCAGGAUCAGGCACUUAUUUUUUUAGGCAUUGGGCUCAUUGUGAUGUUAAUCGAAAUGAGUGCAUUGUUGAGUACAAUAUUAUCUUGGUCCAAGUCCAAACCCAAGAGGAGAAAAAAUUUGUCGACAUUCACGUCGACUCAGACACUGACACAAUCCCCUACAUUCACUCUUGAGAGUAAUCACAAUUUUGGAUUGGGAAUGGAAAAUAGCAGAAGUCAUACAGAUGGUUCGACAUUUUGUGAAUUGAAGAAUUACAAGUUGAUCGGUUACCAAUAAAUCCUAGAUCCAGUGAGUCCAGGGGAUUGAUUGAGGAAUGGCGCAAUCGAAAGACGAAAUAUCCCUUAAAAAUUCUGACUAAUGAGGAAUUUUAUGAGGAGCGUGCUGUCGACGUGCCAAAUGAAUCCUCAUCGAACUUACUUCUGCUCAAUAAUUCCAAGGCAUUUAAAACGACUAACAAAGGGAGGAAAAAUCGGAGAAAACAGAGAGAAUUAUCACUGGGAGGAACAGUGAUGAGUAUUCCCUUGAAAAAUUAUCGAGCAUCACUCGCUCAAAAUAUGGGAUCAUUACGGAGUUCCAGUGUACCUCAUUGUCAAUCUGACUCGUUAAUUUCUGCUCGAUAUCGAAGCGGCAACAGUAAACGAAAAAAGAAACCGUCGCCUGUGGAAUUUUCCCAGAAUCACAGGCAUCGUAAUCAUCGGCGAAAAUGUAAGUCAAGAUGUUCAGCUGUGAAUAACGAAUCCACUCCCAUAUGUCGAUCAAUCCAAAAUGAA